This is a messenger RNA of Meloidogyne enterolobii, 444 nucleotides long. Lineage: Eukaryota; Metazoa; Nematoda; Chromadorea; Rhabditida; Meloidogynidae. The record is from the annotation of a GenBank genome assembly.
AUGAAAAUUGUUUUUCUUCUUCUAAUUCUUUACCAAAAACAUCCUUCCUUCUUUCACAAUAAUUUUCUUCCAAAUGGCUUUCCCUGUCAAUUGCCUUCUUUCACAAAAAGUGUUUGUUUUCAAGGUUAUUGCCAACCUUUUGGUUGUGAUAAAAUUAUUGGAAGUUUAACAAAAGAAGAUCAAUGUGGAGUUUGUGGGGGGAAUGGAAGUAGUUGUUUUAAUAAUUUAUUUAAAUGGAAGGAAAGGGAAGGAGGAGAAGGAGGAGGAGGAAGAUAUUUUAGUAAAUGUAAAGGAAAAUGUGGAAAUAAAGGUAUAAGUGUCUCAGUUUCUGUUUGUGUAAAUAAUUUAAAUCAAAGAAUUGUACCUGACAGAAUGUGUAGAAAACAGAAAAGGCCUAGACCUAAAAUAAAAAUAUGUCCAACAAUUAUUUGUAUAUCAAAGUAA